Molecule: messenger RNA, 2216 nt
Organism: Papaver somniferum (opium poppy)
Lineage: Eukaryota; Viridiplantae; Streptophyta; Magnoliopsida; Ranunculales; Papaveraceae
Exons: 11
Coding region: 806-1783 (325 amino acids)
Source: RefSeq, a predicted model, not a curated record
CUAAAAUAACUAGAUUCUUGGUAUUCCAUGUUUUAUAAGGAGAUAAAAGAAUAAUAUAACACUUAAAGAAUGAUCGUAAUUCUCCUAGAAUUUUCUUAAAAUCUCAAGUCGUGGCUAGUAAACCCAGCAGAAGACCACGAUCCCCACCUGAUGAGAUAAGUCCCCAGUUCAUCCAAUUCCUGCAGUUCCUCCCACCUCCCUCAACUCUCCUCUUUCUUCGAUUAUGGUUGCUAUAAAAACAUUUUCUAAAAUUAGAUCUUCUGAUUUUGAUUUUCUGAAAUUAGGGUUUUUUUAAGUAGUAAUUCUAUAUGUAUGAAUCAACCUAAUUUCAUUCCAGCUUCAGUUUUUUUACUGCUGUAGAAUUUAUAUCUUCUUUAAUUUGAACCGUUUUAUGAUAUCGGGUCAGAUUUGGAAGAAGGAAAUCCAUCAAUUUCUUCAUUCUCUGCAAGACAUCAUCGAUUUUAUCUGCACAAGCUGGUUGUUGGCUUAAAUAUCAGGAGUUUAUGAUAAUUGGUUUUCUGUUUGGGAUUCUCCCUCUAUAAAAAAAGGAAAAAACAUGGACAAGUGUACUAUUUGCGGGGCUUUAAGGUGGAAGAUAGUGAGACAUAAAUAGUGCACUUGCCACAGUUACUUGUUCUUUGGUUCUCAAGCUUGUGAAAUAUCACAGAGCACUUUCCUUGGUCUUCUUGGAGUUCACUCAUUCUUCUAAGUGGUUGUUGCUGUUGUUACUUUGCUGCUGUACGUUCAAGGUUCACCUUGGCUACAUUGCUCGCUGACUUCUUUAUAUCUUCUCCUUCUCUAGAGUAUGAGGAAAGUUCUUGCAGGAAAUAUGGAUGAAAACCCACAACCUCCGGCAGUAAAGAAAGUAAGAGGAGGGGCUAAGUUGAACUUCCUUAAUAAGCUGAAAAAGGGUGAGAAAGUAUCACUGGAAUUUUGCCGGGGCGCACCAGUUGGACUGAACGCAAAUAAGAUCUCGGCUUACUGUGGAAAGCUGGCACUAAAUGGAGAAAACUACCCUUUUGACAUUCCAGACUGGUCUGGUAUGCCCCAUAAGGAAGAAAAGCUUGAAGAAGCCAUUGAAGAGUUGAAGAAUAUUUUUCAUUAUUCUGAUGAGAUCAACUUUUGGGUGGAGGAGAAAAUCCAUGAAAAAUGGAAGGCAAGCAAACGUAACAUGAGGUUGGAACAUUUCGAUGAGAAGAAGACUGAUGCACAAAACCGAGCUAGUUGUCCAGACAAAACUCAGUGGGCAAAUAUGUUGAUAUAUUGGCGUUCACCUGAAUUCAAGAAAAAGAGUGAGAAUGGCAAAGCAAGUAGAAAGUGUUUGGUUGUGCCUCAUCAUGGUGGUAUUAAGUCAUUCGUGAACCACGCGAUAGAGAUAGAAGAGACAACACAAAAGAAAGCAAGUCGAGCGGCUGUGUAUCAGAAAACCUAUAGAGUCAAAGAAGGGAAAACUCCCAACCCUAUAUCUGAAGCAAAUCGCGCUCAAGUGGAAGCCUUGGAGAGGAAAAAUUUAGAAGAGAAUGGUUCAGAUAAUGAUGUUUCAAUCUUAGAACUCACUUCUCAUGACCAGCUGAAAGGAGACAAGUAUUCUAAAAUCAUGGGAGCUGAGAAACCAGGUCGGAUUCGUGGUGUUGGUUCAGCAAUUAAAGUAACCAAGCUUAUAGGGGAAUCUUCUUCAAUUGUUGUCCAAAACAACGAGGAAAAUGCUGUAUUAAGAGAUGAAAUUAAGAAACUGAAGGAGGAUCAGGUUCAUAUGCAGAACGACAUGGAAAGAACGUCUUGAGAUGAAGAAAACUGUAGAUGAGAUAAAAAAGGCUAACGAGGAAUCAUAGAAAAAAAUAGAUGCCAUUUUGCUACUGUUUGCUGGUCGGAGGGACCUCCCACAUCCAGAGCCAUAGAGUUAUGAUCUUACUAGACGAAUCUGAGGUUAAUUUCAUUGAAAGAUAUUAUGUUCAAGAUGCUGGAAGAUAUUUGAUAGUUAACUUUGGAAGUAAGAAAUCCAUCUGUGAUAAUUUAAGUAUUUUGUUUUCAUUCACUUUAGAGUUUUCCUGAAACUUGAAUCAGGCUCUAUUUGCUUUCUUAUAUCAGACCAAAAAUCGUAUAGUAUUAAGUUUUUAUUUGCUUUGGAACGUAAUGAAUCAGAGAAACAUGUAGAACUUGUGUUUUUUAACGAAUACAUUGACUUUCUGAAAUUGUUGUAAAGUAAAUAGUCUUGU